AUGACUUCUCCAGCGGCGCAACGCCUCGGAGCACUCUCUUCACAGCUCUCACCUGCCAGCGCUCAGUCUGCCAAAGACCGCCUGCUAGCUCAAAACCCAGACGACAUCGUAAUCACAGACGCCAUCCGCACACCCCUCACCAAAGCCCGAAAAGGCGGACUCAAGGACACGCCAGUCGAUGCUCUGCUGGUCAGUCUAUUGACAUCUGUUCGUGAGCGUCUCGGGUUCGAUCCAGCUCUAGUCGAUGACGUCUGCGUUGGCAAUGUCCUCCAACCUGCUCCAGGCUUCGCCGCCCGGAAUGCUGUUCUGGCAGCAGGAUUCCCUGUUGGGACGUCUGCCAAUGUGGCCUCACGAUUCUGCUCCUCUGGACUGCUGAGCAUUCAGAACGUUGCCACUGCCAUCAUGGCUGGCGCGAUUGAUGUCGGCAUUGCAGUGGGAGUGGAAAGCAUGUCUCAGAAUGAGGACAAGCCGCCCACGUCCAGCGAUGUGAUUGAGGCGCAUCCCAUAGCUCGGGAUAACAAGAUGCCGAUGGGCUGGACGAGUGAGAAUGUGGCGAAGGACUUCGGUAUUACUCGCCAAAUGCAGGACGAAGUUGCAGCAAUGAGCCAGCAGCGAGCAGACAAGGCGAAGAAGGAAGGCUGGACCAAGGACGAAAUAGUCGAGGUGAAGACCAAAGUGAAGGACGCGAAGAGUGGGUCUUGGCAAGAUGUUGUUGUGAAAGAGGAUGAUGGAGUAAGAAGCGGCACCACAAAGGAAGGCUUGGGCAAGAUCAAGGCCGCCUUCCCGCAAUGGGAGCCGGCGACGACGACUGGUGGCAAUGCGAGUCAGAUUACUGAUGGAGCGGCCGGCGUUGUGUUGAUGAGGAGGAGCAAGGCACAGGAGCUGGGUGUCAAGAUCAUUGGCAAGUAUGUGUUGAGCACGACGGUUGGUCUCGAGCCUAGGAUAAUGGGCAUUGGCCCAAGCUUUGCUAUUCCGAAGAUCCUGAGUCGAACGGGGUUGAAGCAGGACGAUGUGGACAUUUUUGAGAUCAAUGAGGCUUUUGCUUCGAUGUACGUUUACUGUUUAGACAAGCUACAGCUGGAUAGAGAGAAGGUCAACGUCCGUGGCGGUGCCAUUGCGCUGGGUCAUCCUUUGGGCUGUACCGGCACAAGACAGGUCGUCACAGCUCUGAGCGAGUUGAGAAGGAGGAAGCAGAAGAUUGCCGUCACUAGCAUGUGUGUUGGGACUGGAAUGGGUAUGGCCGGUGUUUUCGUCAACGAGGCCUGA
Molecule: messenger RNA, 1266 nt
Organism: Cyphellophora attinorum
Lineage: Eukaryota; Fungi; Ascomycota; Eurotiomycetes; Chaetothyriales; Cyphellophoraceae
Product: 3-ketoacyl-CoA thiolase B, peroxisomal
Exons: 3
Coding region: 1-1266 (421 amino acids)
Biological process (GO): fatty acid beta-oxidation; phenylacetate catabolic process
Cellular component (GO): peroxisome
Molecular function (GO): acetyl-CoA C-acyltransferase activity
Source: RefSeq, a predicted model, not a curated record